This is a messenger RNA of Cryphonectria parasitica EP155, 840 nucleotides long. RefSeq lists its product as uncharacterized. Gene Ontology annotation, molecular function: water channel activity. Gene Ontology annotation, biological process: transmembrane transport. NCBI's taxonomy places the organism in Eukaryota, Fungi, Ascomycota, Sordariomycetes, Diaporthales, Cryphonectriaceae. The record is from RefSeq and is a predicted model, not a curated record. The transcript has 4 exons. Gene Ontology annotation, cellular component: plasma membrane. The coding region runs from base 1 to 840 and encodes 279 amino acids.
AUGCAUCCGACGUUCCGAGGACACUUGGUGGCCAUGAUAGCUGAACUCCUAGGAACUAUCAUGUUCCUAUUCUUCUCAUACGCCGCCGCCCAGAUCGGAAACGAAAAGGCUGAUACUCUACGCCCAGUGCUGGAGGAGACAGGGCUCAGUCUCCUACAAAUUUCGUACAUCAGUGCUGUGUUUGGCGUCAGCCUGGGGGUGAACGUCUGGAUAUUCUAUCGUGUCAGCGGAGGCAUGUUCAACCCUGCGGUUUCCCUGGCCCUUUGGAUCGCGGGAGCUUUCGAUUGGGUACGCCUGAUCUGCGUGGUACCGAUGCAAUUCGGCGGAGCCAUCGCCGCCGCCGGUUUGGUCUCCUUGCUAUUGCCAGGACCUCUCCAGGCCGAAAACGCCCUGGCGUCAGGCGCCACGUUUGUGCAGGGUUUGUUUCUGGAGACCAUCCUGACCGCGCAGCUGGUCAUGACCGUCCUCAUGCUGGCUGUCGAAAAGAGCCGGACAUCCUUCAUCGCACCACUUGCUAUUGGCCUGGCUCUAUUCAUUGCCCACCUCAUCGGUAUCAAUUACACCGGCACGUCCGUCAACCCAGCCAGAACUCUCGGCCCGGCGGUCAUCAACGGGAAUUUUGUCAGUUACAUCUGGAUCUUCUUCGUCGGACCAGGUCUUGGGGCCAUUCUGGCGGCAGGUCUCUACCAUCUGCUCAAAGCAAUGGGCUAUGAAACUGCGAACCCCGGCCAGGAUGACGACGGACUGGAGACCUAUCGCCUUCAUAUUUCCAGGAUCUCACCUCGCCACCGCCAAUGGGAAAGCCACCAAGAAAAGUUACGUAUUGAUAUGGAGGAAUGA